UCCUCGAGUGCAGCAGGCGGCGAGCCGCGCCACAAGAGGUCACCCCUGCCUAUGGUCACCCUUGAGUGCCGCCGACGGAAGGAGGUGCGGGUGGCGGCCCUGCGGGCCCUGCGGGACGUGGCGAGCUCCGGAGACGCCGCCACCCUGGCGGUCGUCAGGGGCUGCCUGCUGCAGGGCGCCGCCUCGGAGGAGGUGCGCGAGGAGGCGGUGCGACUGCUCUCGGCGCUCGCGGUGCGCGGGGAGGUGGGCCACAUGCGCAUCGCCCUGCUGGCCCUCGCCGCCUCCGAGGGAGCCGUCCGGGAGGGCGGCCUGGCCACCCUGAGGCAGAUCUGCGGGCCCCGGGGCCGCUGCCCGGGCUGCCUGGAGCCGCUCGGGGAGGUGGCCCGGUCCCACGCCGACGUCGAGGUCCGCGCCGCCGCGAUGGAGCUCGUGCUGCAGGUGGAGGACGUCGGCGGCCGGGAGGGCACGGCCGUGGCUUUGGCGGGCCUGGAGGACCCCGAGGAGCAGGUGGCCCUCGCCGCGCUGGCGACGCUGUGCCGCCUGUCGCCGAGGGGGACCGAAGGCCCGGCUCCGGCGGCCCUCUCCGAGCUGGCGCAGCGCCCCGCGCGGCCGGCGACCCUCCGUGCCGCCGCGCUGGACGCGCUGGUGGAGCUGGCGCCCGCGGGGGCCGCCGGCGCCGCCGCGGCCGCGGCCGCGGCGCGCCUGCUGGGCGACCGGGACAACGGUGUCCGUGCAGCAGCUCUGAACGUGGUCAAGCGCGUCUCCUCCCGCGGCGACGAGAACGUCGAGAAAGUGUUGGUUGAGUACCUCGGCGGGGGAACUCGGGAGGAGGUGGUGCUUGAGUCGGUGCUUCAGGCACUCGACUCUGUGGCACACCCUGGCAGCAUUGGAAGUUGUUCGCAGGCACUCCACGCGUUCCUCGGUGGGGGCGCCGACGGGAGCCUGAAGCUGCUCGCGGAGCAGGUUCUGAGCACCCGCGCCUCGGAGAGCGUGGGCAUCGAGGGCUGCGGGCGGAAGUCCAGGGACGAGAAGUACAGCCACAGGCUUCCCAUGGCUCUGACGAACGACACGUUGGGAUACACCUCGGACGUCACUGCGCGGUAUGUACAGUCGGACCCCUCGGGCCGGCUCCCGCGGGAGGCUGGACUAGGCCCUGCGGCCGGCCGCGCGAGCGGUGCAGCCACGCGUGCCGGCAGAGCUGUCACGAAGGUGCCCAUGGCGUCGCGCGAGAUGCUCGCGCGGGGCGCGGGCAGUGCGCUCUGCUCCGCGGUGGAGGAGCGCCACGGGAUGCAGGAGAGGGUGAUGGGCUACAUCCGGGCAGUGCUCUCGGGCAUUGGCUCGAGGCUGGCCGACACGAAGGCCGCGGCGGAGUCGGCUGCUGCCGAGGCGUCGGUCGCGCUGGAGGCGUCGCGGGGGGAGCUGUCCAAGGCCGUGGAUACGCUCACCGAGGCUCAGAAGGCCCUGGACACCCAGGAGGAGAAGCUGUCCGAGGCCAAGCAGGCCUUGUCGGCGGCCGAGGCGGAGCUCAAGAGGGCCAACCAGGGCGUGAAGGCCAGUCAGAAGGUCACCGACGGCAUCGAGAGGGAGAAGGCGAAGUUCGUGGACUUUCUGGAGAAGCCCGAGUGGAAGGCCCUCAUGGCGGGAGAGUGCGAGUCGGACAAGGAGCGCCACAAGCUCGUCCAGAAGGUGGUGUCCCAGUUCCAGCGUCUUGGGGCGGAGGACGCUCUGCUCGCCAGCGCGCCAGCCGCGCUGUCGAAGAAGCCAGAGGAGCGGCAGGGGUUCGACACCAUGGUCCUCGACUCCCUCGUUGCGGUGCUGAAGCAGGGGGAGAAAGCGUGCGACAGCAGGCUGCAGGACGUCGCGCAGGAGAGGACGGGCCUCGACGCGGAGGCCGCUGCCAAGGCGACCUGCCACGCGGACUCCCUGGCCGCCUGGGAGGCAGAGGGCGACGAGGCAUCGAAGCGGAAGGCCGUGGUGAAGGAGAAGGAGAGCAGCAGGGCCGAGUGCGAGGCCAAAGUCGAGCAGCUCACCGCGGUGGCCCAAGAGCGAGGCGGGGAGCGCGACGCAGCCGCGGAGGCCGUCGCGGGCUUCGCCGAGGCCGUCCAGUCGCUGGACUACCUGGCCGCCCGCUCGCUGGCGCCGCCGCCGGAGCCGGAGCCCGAGGCCGCCGACCCAGCCCCCGCCGAAGAGGCCCCGCUGCCGGCCGAGGGAGCCGCAGCCGCCUGA
Molecule: messenger RNA, 2226 nt
Organism: Prorocentrum cordatum
Lineage: Eukaryota; Dinophyceae; Prorocentrales; Prorocentraceae
Source: the annotation of a GenBank genome assembly